Molecule: messenger RNA, 1416 nt
Organism: Menidia menidia (Atlantic silverside)
Lineage: Eukaryota; Metazoa; Chordata; Actinopteri; Atheriniformes; Atherinopsidae
Source: the annotation of a GenBank genome assembly
CUGAGUUUGGCGUUCACGUCUCUGCCUGUAGAGCUGGAGCUGACUAGAUCCUCUGUAAAAGCUGAUCCCCCCACCGCCCGCCCCCUUACUUUCUGGGAGGUGAUCAGUGACGAGCACGGCAUCGACCCCACAGGAACCUACCACGGAGACAGCGACCUGCAGCUGGACCGGAUCAGUGUGUACUACAACGAAGCCACCGGUGGGUCCACACUGAGCGCUUGUUUGGUGCAUCUGCUUGUCUGUGCAGGUGGGAAAUAUGUGCCACGAGCCAUCCUUGUUGACCUGGAGCCAGGCACCAUGGACUCAGUCCGCUCUGGACCCUUUGGGCAAAUCUUCAGGCCUGACAACUUCGUCUUUGGUCAGAGCGGAGCUGGGAACAACUGGGCCAAAGGUCACUACACGGAGGGGGCGGAGCUGGUGGAUUCGGUCCUGGACGUGGUGCGGAAGGAGGCCGAGAGCUGCGAGUGCCUGCAGGGUUUCCAGCUCACCCACUCGCUGGGAGGCGGCACCGGCUCGGGGAUGGGGACCCUUCUGAUCAGCAAGAUCCGCGAGGAGUACCCCGACCGCAUCAUGAACACCUUCAGCGUGGUGCCCUCCCCAAAGGUGUCGGACACGGUGGUGGAGCCCUACAACGCCACGCUCUCCGUCCACCAGCUGGUGGAAAACACGGACGAGACCUACUGCAUCGACAACGAGGCGCUGUAUGACAUCUGCUUCCGCACGCUCAAGCUGACCACGCCCACCUACGGCGACCUCAACCACCUGGUGUCGGCCACCAUGAGCGGCGUGACCACCUGCCUGCGCUUCCCCGGCCAGCUCAACGCCGACCUGAGGAAGCUGGCCGUCAACAUGGUGCCCUUCCCGCGCCUGCACUUUUUCAUGCCGGGCUUCGCGCCGCUGACCAGCCGGGGCAGCCAGCAGUACCGCGCCCUGACCGUGCCCGAGCUCACCCAGCAGGUGUUCGACGCCAAGAACAUGAUGGCGGCGUGCGACCCGCGCCACGGGCGCUACCUGACGGUGGCCGCCGUGUUCCGCGGCCGCAUGUCCAUGAAGGAGGUGGACGAGCAGAUGCUGAACGUGCAGAAUAAGAACAGCAGCUACUUCGUUGAAUGGAUCCCCAACAACGUGAAGACGGCGGUCUGCGACAUCCCGCCGCGCGGCCUCAAGAUGGCCGUCACCUUCAUCGGCAACAGCACGGCCAUCCAGGAGCUGUUCAAGCGCAUCUCCGAGCAGUUCACCGCCAUGUUCCGCCGCAAGGCCUUCCUGCACUGGUACACGGGCGAGGGCAUGGACGAGAUGGAGUUCACCGAGGCCGAGAGCAACAUGAACGACCUGGUGUCGGAGUACCAGCAGUACCAGGACGCCACGGCCGAGGAGGAGGGCGAGUUCGAGGAGGAGGCGGAGGAGGACGCCUAA